Molecule: messenger RNA, 2920 nt
Organism: Dermatophagoides farinae (American house dust mite)
Lineage: Eukaryota; Metazoa; Arthropoda; Arachnida; Sarcoptiformes; Pyroglyphidae
Source: RefSeq, a predicted model, not a curated record
GUAAUGUAAAUGUCGAUGAUGUGGAACAACCAGAGCAGAAAAUUUUGACCAUUACUGAAGAUCUAUUGUCAUUGGAAUUAAAUUGCCAUAUCAAAGCAAAUCCAUGGAUUGACCAAGUGUUAUGGUAUUUAAAUGAUACUGUUAUCAAUGUUGUAGAUGAUUAUGAACAGAAAUUUGAAAGCUUAUCAUCAUCGAUUCAUGAUUUAUCGUCAAACAUUGCUAUUACAUUCAAAUAUUUCGAUUUAUUCAAUCAUAAUCAAACAUUAUUAUUGAAAACGAUCAAUCGUUUCCAUCAUUAUGGAUAUUAUCGUUGUAAAGCGGUUAAUUCAAUCAAUGAAAGUUUCAGUGAAAUUAUCAAAUUAAAUGUUGCGUAUGCACCUAAAUGUUUGAAUCCAGAAACUCAAUUCUUGAUUGUUCGCCGUAAUGUUGGCACAAUAAUAGUCGAUUGUCAAGUCGAUUCUGAACCGUCAGUCAAUGUUACCUAUAAAUGGUUGUUAUCAUCAUCACAGCUUUCGAAAUCAGUGGAAGAGGUGGAAACAAAAAUCAUGAUGAUGAUGAUGAUGAAUUCAACGAAAUGAGCGAUAUAGAAAAUAAUGGCCAUAAAAAACAUCAUCAAAUAUCGGCAAUGGAAACAAUCAUAACUGUCAAUGACAGUUCUUUAUUGGACGUGAUAAUCGCUGUAAAUCAAUAUUUCGAUGAUAAUCACCGUCAUUAUAAUGGCCAUCAAUUUGUUCAUAAAGAUGAAUAUGACGACAGAGAUUCGAACAUGAAUGAACCGAUGAUGGAUUCAUAUUCUACAUUGUUAUUACAAUGUCAAGCACAGAAUAUGAUUGGUAAGCAAAAAAAACCAUGCACGUUUAUGCUACACAUUCAUCCGGGUCCACCACAAAAGGUACAAAGCUGUAUGUUUCGAUUGGACAAAUCAAGCGAUUUAUCUAGCGACAAUGAACCGAAAGCUCUUGUUGAAUGUAUCCCGGGAAACGAUGGCAGCUUAUCAUCUUCAUCGUCGGGACAAUCAUUCCAUUUAAUUGGUUUAUUGUCCAAUACAAGAUGGCAGAAAUUCUGGAAUGAUUCUUUACAAAGCGAAAAUGAUUCAUCAAAAAAAUCACUAUCAAUGUUACGGAGUUUAAUCCUUGCUAUUGAAUCGAUGGCCAAAAAUAGUGAUAUUGAUGAUGAUGAACAAAUGGAAGAAAUUAAAAUUGAAAAUCAAGAUAGUGAUAUUAUUGGACAACAACAUCGAAUCAUAAUUGAAACAGAAAAAAUUCUAUUAUACACCCUAAAGGAAUUAAUCCAUGAUGAUAAUCAUUAUUAUGAAUCCGUUGAUCAACAACAGACAGUUCGAUUUCAAUUUGAUUCAAAUUUUAAUCCAGACAAUAAUAUUGAUAUCAUUAUUUAUUCGACAAAUUCCAUCGAUAUUAGUGAACCGUUGAUUUAUUUAAAUGUCAAUUUCAAUCAUCCUGUAGAUGAUGAUGGUAGUGAGGCCACCAACAUCGUCGUUAUUGGAUCGGGCAAUCAAUCAACAUCAUCCAUUGUAAUUAAUAAUCGUAAAAAUUGGGCCUAUUUACGUUUCAAAGGCUUGAUCGUCAUUAUUGUUUUAUUGGUCAUAAUUGCAAUUGGUUGUGCAUGGCUACGGCGAUUCCUAUCCACUACAUCGGUCAAUAAUGAUACACUUGGUACACAUCCACAUCAUCCAUCAGUAUUGUUGGCACUGAAACAACGGCGUCGACGAAAACAAAAUGUACGGGAUGAAAAAACAAAAAAUCUAAACCAACAAACAACAGUAUUGGAUGAAAAAUCUAAUCAUGAAGAAUUGAUUUCAUCUGCUGAAGUUCAUAAUGAUCGUCAUGAGAACAAUCGACAGCAGCAAAGUAUAGAUGCUGAUCAACAAAAUGAACCUGAUGAGAUUAUUCGACUAGACGAAGAUGAUGAUGCUGACAAAGUUAUUGAACAGCAACAGAAUCGUAUAUCGAGCAAACAUGACCCUAAUGAGUCUACAAUUCGAACGGAACAACAACAACAAACUUCUUAUUGUUGGCCAUCACGAUCAUCAAAAAACAUCAACCAUGAUCAAACAAAUCAACCGAAAAACAUUGAUUCAACAUUAUCAUCGUUGUCAUUUUCAUUGUCAUCAUUGUUAGAAUCUGUAUCAACAAAACAAAACCAAACAAUUCUUGAUCCAGUUGAGCCAACAUCAUUGGAAACAACAAUAUUAAUCAUAAUGAAACCGAUAAGAGAAUGUUUGGCUAUAAUCAAACGUUGCUUAAAUCGAUCAAUGAGAAAUGGAUCUCAUUAUGGAGCAUACAAUUUGUCAACAACGACAACACAUGACAACUUUUUUGUCAAUUUUGAUGAUUAUGAUGAUGACGGCCAGCAAGUUGAAGCUUCUUGUAUAGAUGACCACAAAUGGCGUAAUAACCAUAAUAACCAAACAUUAACCGAUUAUCGAUGUGUACAGCAAGAGAAUGAAAAGCAAUUCACUAAUUGUAACGACGAUGACGACCAUAAUGAUUUGAUCGACACCAAUAUAAUUGUAGCUGAAUUAAGUUCAAAUAGCAGCAGUAGCAGCAGCAGCAGCAGCAGCAGCAAUGACAUUACUAAUUCCAAUAUUAAUGGAUCGAAUCGUAAUGCAAUUGGUCUUAGUUUCAAUAAACGUAUGAUUAGACAAGAAUCAAACAGAACAACAGCAACAAAAACACGAUUGACAAAAUUAUUGAAUCGAUUGCACAUUACCAAACAGCCAUCGACAUCAACAUCAAAUCAACAUCAUCAUGAGUAUGAUCCAAAAACUUAUCGUACAACAACAACAUAUUCGUUUCUACCAGCGGCCAUAAUGGCCAACAAUGAUACAACAAAUGAUAACGUGGCUGAAACAACUAAAAAUGUUCAAUUACUUUAUGUAUCACAAAAAAAUCUAUAUUAA